AGGCUGGCCAUGAUUUAUACAGUAAAGGCUGCCCUGACACUCCUACCACUCCCUCUGCCAACCAGAGGGAGGACUGUCACCACAGAGUCAGGACUUCACUCUCUUCACUCUCUCUCGUCGCACAGUGGCGUUCCAUCAGUGUCUGCUCGCAGCUGGAAGAGAAAGCUCAGAAUUAUCCACCUCUGUCUGGAAUGAGGCAGCUCUCCUACAGAGACAUGUUGCUUUGGUCGGUGUGGAGUGCGAUAUUACUACUGACCCCACUGGAGGCUGCAGAGGAGGAGGAUGUGCGAGCAGGCUGCAGCACAGCUGUGAAUGACCUGGUGUAUAUUGUUGAUGGCUCAUGGAGUGUCGGAGUCUCUGACUUUGACAGGGCCAAGCAGUGGCUUAUCAACAUCACCAGCCAGUUUGACAUCAGUUCACACUACACACAGCUGGCUGUGAUCCAGUACAGUGACACACCUCGAUUGGAGAUCUCCCUGGGGACACACCAGGGCGAAGCAGAGCUCAUCGAGGCCAUAGAGAGCAUCACCUACCUGGGAGGAAACACACAGACUGGAAGGGCCAUUAAGUUUGCUGUGGACCACGUCUUCGCCGCAUCUCAGCGAGCCAGCCAAGUGAAGAACCGCAUUGCCGUGGUUGUCACUGAUGGAAAAUCUCAGGAUGAUGUGGUAGAUGCCAGUAUGGAGGCACGAGCUCAGGGCAUUACAGUAUUUGCAGUCGGGGUCGGCAGUGAGAUCACCACCUCAGAGCUGGUGUCCAUCGCCAAUAAACCGUCAUCCACCUACGUCCUGUAUGCAGAGGAUUACACCAACAUUGACCGUAUCCGAGACUCCAUGAAGCAGAAGCUAUGUGAAGAGUCUGUUUGUCCCACAAGAAUCCCAGUGGCCUCUCGUGAUGAGAAAGGCUUUGAGCUGCUGUUGGGCCUGAACAUUCAGAUGAAGGCCAAGAAGAUCCCUGGCUCUCUGGUUUCUGAGAUAGCAUAUGCCCUGACUUCAACCACAGACAUUACUGAGAAUACCAGAGAGAUUUUCCCAGAAGGCCUCCCUCCAUCCUAUGUGUUUGUAGCCACCCUGCGCCUACAGGGGUCCGCUUCAAAACUGACCUUUGACCUUUGGAGGGUGCUGUCAAAGGAUAAGGAGAUGCAAGCGGCAGUGACACUUAGUGGAAAGGACAAAACUGUCACCUUCACCGCCACGAGGCUAAACGAAGAGGAGCAAAGUGUCAUCUUUAAAAAUGGAUUUCAGAAUCUGUAUGAUGGAAAAUGGCACCAGCUCAAACUUCUUGUGAGGCCAAGCCAGGUCACCGGUUUCCUUGACGAUGAGCUGAUCCAGGAAGUCAAGUUGGAACCGAUGGAGCCCAUUUACAUCAAUGGGGAGACGCAGGUGGCUAAGAGGAGAGGAACAGACCUCACUGUGCCGGUGGAGAUUCAGAAGCUGCGUCUGUACUGUGAUCCUCACCAGAGUGAGAGAGAAACUGCUUGUGAGAUCUACUCUGUGGAUGAUGAAAGGUGUCCUCUGAACCGCACUGCCUCAGAGGACGAGGACGACUGCAGUAACUGUGCAGUCGGACCCCCAGGGCAGCGCGGCCCACCAGGCCGCAUGGGUUUCAGAGGACAGAAAGGAAGGGAAGGACCACCGGGACCUGAUGGUAAGCCUGGUAAGGACGGGAAUCCUGGGGCUCAUGGCCCUCCUGGAUUAACAGGGUUGAAGGGUGAAGGGGGCCCAGUUGGACUGAGAGGGGAACUUGGUCUAAAAGGGGACAAGGGAGACAGAGGGCAGCCAGGCUUACUCGGUGAACCAGGACUCCCUGGACCCAAGGGUCUUCCUGGAGAGACGGGUGAGGCAGGACCUCCGGGAGAGGCUGGAUCAAUGGGGGAGCCAGGACUACCAGGCACCGGUGGACUGGUCGGGCCACCAGGAAAAAAGGGACAGAAGGGGGUUCCCGGAUUGGCUGGUGCUGCUGGAGCUCAAGGUGCCCCGGGUGUUCCGGGAGCUUCCGGUGAAGUCGGCCCAGCUGGAGCUCCGGGAGAGACCGGGUUGCCUGGGCAGCAGGGACUCGCAGGAAUGAAGGGAAUCCAGGGGCCCCCGGGGCCGCCCGGACUGAUCGGCCAAGAUGGUCCCAAGGGAGAGUGUGGAGAUCCAGGAGUCGCUGGUUCUUUCGGUCCUGCAGGCGAGAAGGGCUCGACGGGCGAGGCUGGUUUUCCAGGGCUGCCAGGUGGCAUGGGCCUGCCGGGGUUCAAAGGUCACAAGGGAGAGAGAGGAGAGGCUGGCUCUAAAGGAAACCAGGGGGAGAGAAGCAGAGAUGGAGAACCUGGGACUCCUGGUGUGCCUGGCGAAGUGGGACCCAGGGGAUGGAAAGGAGAGAAAGGUGUGACAGGUGACACAGGCCCGAGGGGUCCUGAAGCAAAGAAAGGUGACAUGGGACACAUGGGUACUGUUGGUCCCAGGGGAUUUCAGGGCCAGGAUGGGUUGCCAGGCCAACCGGGCCAGCCAGGAUAUCCAGGGAAACCUGGCAAACCUCCCUCAGAUGAAUAUCUUCUAAAGCUCCUCACUGAUGUUCUGCGAAAUCAACUCCCAGCACUGCUCCAGACCUUGGCCCCCCAAGCAAGGUGUGAACCCUGCCAGAACAUCAAGGGACCCCCGGGCGAGCCAGGAGCACCAGGUACCAAAGGCUCCAUGGGAACUCCAGGCUACCCUGGCAGCAGCGGCUCUCCAGGCUACCCAGGGCCAACUGGACUUCAGGGUCCUGCAGGCAUCAAAGGUGACAUGGGAUCCAGAGGUCUCAAGGGCAGCAAAGGAGAAGGUUACCGUGGACCUCCAGGACCACCUGGAUAUCCAGGAAUUCAGGGUCCCCGGGGAUUUGAUGGAAUUGGCCAUCCAGGCAAUCAGGGAAUUCCUGGAAAACAAGGACCUCAGGGAGACCCUGGUAAACGGGGAAGCUCAGGGCCCCCAGGGGUGUGUGAUAUCUCCAUGUGUUAUCAGAGCUACAACCUCAGGGAACAUUACAGCAAAGGACCCAACGUCUGAGGACAUUGCAGUGUGGGAGAGGCUGCUUUUACGGAAGUGAUUUACUGUAUUAGAGAUUUACAGAAGUGCGUGUGACUGUGGACUCCAUUAUGAGAGUACGUGGGAAAACAGCUGCACUGGAGGCGGACAUACCCCCAUGAUUCUGGAUUUCAUGAUCAAAGAUGGUCAGCAGGGUCACAGUAACUUACUGAGAUACCAGGCUGACAUGGCUAAUUCAAACUUUAAACAUGCAAAGUUUAACAGCAGGUUUAAACGGUGGUUUCUUAUCCGGAGUUUUUCUGGAAAGAACCGAAAUUGCUGUAACUGAAACGUGUUGUUUUUUGUGUAACUAUCAAGAUAAUUCAUGUUUGGGAAAACACAACAGAAUAGCUACCUCCUCUUUUACCUGAGUCACUCUUUCAAUUAAUGAUACCAACAGGUAUCAUUAAGGCCAACAGACAAACAUCACCAGCAGUCCGCACAAAUAUCAACAUGCAUUCACAAAAAGAGACUAAUCAACUUAUUAUAAUAAAGAACCUUUAAUAUACGAUUAAUAAGAAAUCACAUAGAAAGCCAAUUAAAACAUUGGUCUUUCCAAUACUUUGAAUAACAUAUAAAAACUGAUCCAAAAUGAAUAAUUUAUCUUUUCUACUUAGUUCAUUAUAUAAAUAGCUAAAAUUGCAUAUUAAUGGAAGUGGGCAUUACUUAUCUCUCAUGCUGUGUUGGAAAGCUGUGGUUCCUUUUGCUUCUCCGAACCUGUGAAGUAAAAUCUGCCCUCAGCACAGCUCUGUUCCAGAGAGAAUGAUUGUAUCAGCAAAUUAUGUUAAAAGUACAGUACAUUCCUUGAUGUUACAUUGGGAUACGUCACAAAGGAGGAAUGGAGCACAUCCCUUUCACACCUUUCACCUCUUCAUCUUGUGAAAGACAAGCAACUAACAAGCUAAGAAACUAAAAAAGAUUUCAUGAAUGCGUAAAACCUGCAGAUGGCGAGCACAAGAUUCUUCCUUAUUUUACAGUCAGCCUGCUUUAGAGACAAUAUGUGAAACCUUACCAUCACCAGGGGCUGCGCUAAUCAAUCACCGUGGCAGACAGAGCUUUAAAGGAUCCAUUCUAUUCUGUCUAUUUUUAGGUUUUGCUUAUCAAUUUUAUAUAUUGACUUAUUUUGCAUCGCAUUUUGGUUUGCAUGAAAUGCCAAUAAGUCUCAAGAAAGUGCCUCAACUGCAGAUCAUACAGACACUUAUUAUUGAUAGACAUUUAUUUCUGUUUUCCCCAUUUUAUAUUUAUAUCCUCUCAUGUUUUAGGGGAAGAAGCCUCACUGUUUCUGUAUACGUCCACAUUAUUGUCAGCUCUAACUCAAAACCUCCUCCAUGUUUUCUGUUGUCUUGAUAGAUUUCGCAAAGGUGCAUCUCCACAACACUAAUUUCAUCAGGGCCACAACAACUCAUUGUCCCAUUUUUUUCACUAAUGAACUACUUAUGCUAAAACUUAUUUAGCAUCCAGUCACUUUCAUUUUCCGUUUCUUGCACUAGAUUGAGUAACCAUUAAUUGAACAAAAACAAUAGCUCCCUGUAGCUCAUAGGGCCAUCCCCUUCCUGGUGGAGUGAAAAUGAUGUACAACUAUUAGAAAUAAUUAAUUAAUUAAAAUGCUACGUUUUUAAUCAAAAUAAAGAAAAGCUAAUUAUCAUUUGAAAUUUCCUAUUUAUAUUCAUGGUUUAACCAUCAUAAUGACAAUCAUAACAAAGAAAGUCAGCAAAAAGCUUUUCUUAUUUUCACUGUAUCCCCUGCCUUUGAGCAGGCCUUUUGUCUGAGGCCUGUGCUCUGUAGCUUUGGACACUCUGAUAGCAUACAUACAACAUUCAUUGAUAGCAGCACAGUUCCAUACUCUUCCAAAACUAUCAACCCCAAGCUUAAGACGCUUUUGUUGGCUUCCUUUUUCGCUUUAGCACCUGCUAUCCCUUCAUGUGUUGUUAGCUAUUUAAAAAAAGGCAGAUCUGGGUAAAGAUUCAGCAUCACUUAGCUUAAGACAGCAUAUUAGUUUUGGGAUAUGACAAGACAUAAAAUGUUUAAAGUGAUGAGGAUGUACUUUAAUGUGCAUUAAGCCAAAGACCUGCUGGAAGAGUAAUGCUUUUAAAAUGAUUACCCUACUAUUUAUUACAAUAAUUUUUUUUAUGAAAACAUAAUAUUAUAUAUAUUUUACGUGUUAGUAUGCUAAUAUUCCAUUAAACCAUCACAUCUUAAGCGUCCAAAUGUCUGAUUUCAGAGUUUGCCAGCAUUAUUUUAUUUAAAAUUAAAACGACAAAUCUGAAAAAAUAAAUAGCUUGGCUAGCAGCCCUUACAGGUUACAUAGAGUAGUUUUUUGAGUUUGACAAAACAACAAAAUAGUAAUACUUUUGGAAUUUGUAGUUUUUCCAGCACUGUAAAUGUGCCCUACCAUAAGGGCUCUUCCUCUGGGGACCAUGAAUGUGCUGAAUUUAAUAUAAUUCUACAUUAAAUUUAAGCUUAUCUCUGGUACAUGGAAAUGGUGAACAUGAAAUGGUUUCAUCCUAUGAGGAGCAUGAAUGUGAUCAUGACAAUCUGCCAUUUGUAAUGCACCAAUUGAAAUAUUGGUCAGAGAGAGGGCUGAACGGGUUCAUCAUCCGAGGAGCAUGAAUGUGAUCAUUAAAGUUCAUACAAAUCUGUUUACCUAAAAUAUAUUAUUUAUAUACCAUUUAUUUGCAGGAUAUAGUAAACUUUAGAUCAGUUUUUUUUUUUAGAUCUUUUUUAUAAACAAAUUACAUAGGCUUUCCCUAAAUAGCUAAAGCAGAUUUUAAGUUUUUAUGGUUUCAUUCUUGCGAGCUCAAAACACUUGAGCUUGCAUAGACUUUGAGUUCCAUUUAACCAAGUGUUUUACAAGCCUAAACUCCAACAAUACAUGCUACACACUAAAGUGAGUCACGAUGUUAAAAGUGACUCGUACACCGAACCGUCCAACACACUUACCUCUGCACUGUACCACUUGUCUUUGGACUAACAGAAAAGAGGUAGAGAAAAGGCUCCAGCAUCACAGUCACAUGUUUUUCUACACCCACUCCAGCCUGCUACCUAAAGCUUUUUGUAGCAGUACAUCAAUGUCACGCUACUUCCGCUUUUGCUACUGACUAAGCUCCCGUCCUUCUGCUGGGUACAGUCUCACAUUUAACAUUGUGAGUCUGAAAGGUGCAGCUUUGGUUGGUUUCAACACAGUAUCUUCUGUAUCAUGAAAAGCUCUCUUUUUCUAUCUUAUAUAUAAUCUGUCAUUCCUGGGUGCUGACACCUACUUAAAGGUGUCAGCCUUUUCUGAAACAAUCUUUGCUGUCGAAACAAUUUUCCAGUGCAGACGGUGACAUGAUUUGUUACAUGUGACAUUUUGAGUUGAGUUUGCAAUCUCAUCAGAAAACAAUGGUUAAACAAGAUCUUUAACCAGGUUCUUGUGGAGGACUUCUUUGCAUUUCAAGCUUCUGAAAUUGAAUUAUAUUCUACGAAACAUUGAUUUGUUUAUAUUUUUCAAAUGUUAAAUAUCCCUGAAUGCUGGAAUGAUAUUUUUGUACCUUUUAUGAGCAACAUAUGAAAAAACAUGGCAUUAUUAUGUUUGUUGUAAAGUUUUUUUGUAUUGAAAUAAACUUUAAUUAUUUAA
Pleuronectes platessa (European plaice) is the source of this 6657-nucleotide messenger RNA. RefSeq names its product collagen alpha-1(XXI) chain. The record is from RefSeq and is a predicted model, not a curated record. NCBI's taxonomy places the organism in Eukaryota, Metazoa, Chordata, Actinopteri, Pleuronectiformes, Pleuronectidae. The coding region runs from base 192 to 3026 and encodes 944 amino acids. The transcript is spliced from 32 exons.